CUUGGUAAAGGAUGGACUACCCCACCCUACAAGGGGGGUUGGCAGCCAGGUAGGCCCAUAAAGAGGCCCCCUGAGGAGUGCUCCUCAUUCUCUGCUCUUCCUCCUCCUACACACAUCAGACCUAGUAGCUGCUGAAACCAUGGGCCUGGGUGUCCUGUGUCUGGCCCUUGUCCUGCUUGGGGUCCUGCAGAGCCAGGCCCAGGACUCAACUCAGAACUUGAUCCCUGCCCCACCUCUGAUCAGUGUGCCCCUGCAGCCAGGCUUCUGGAUGGAACGGUUCCAGGGCAGGUGGUACGUUGUCGGCCUGGCAGGCAAUGUGGUCCAGAAAGAAAGACAAAGCCGCUUUACGAUGUACAGCACCAUCUAUGAGCUGCAGGAAGGCAAUAGCUACAACGUCACCUCCAUCCUCGUCAGGGACCAGGGCUGUCGCUACUGGAUCAGAACAUUCGUUCCAAGCUUCAGGCCUGGCCAGUACACCCUGGGGAAUAUUCACAGCUACCCUCAGAUACAGAGCUACGACGUGCAAGUGGCCGACACCGACUACAACCAGUUCGCCAUGGUAUAUUUCCAGAAGACCUCUGAAAACAAACAGUACUUCAAAGUCACCCUGUACGGAAGAACCAAGGGGCUGUCCGCUGAACUGAAGGAGCGAUUCGUCGACUUUGCCAAGUCUCUGGGCCUCAAGGAUAACAACAUCGUUUUCUCUGUCCCCACCGAGAGGAGGAAGCAGCAGGAUGGAGCCUCGUACAUAUCCCAAGUUCUAGGGGGCCAGGGUCUCUACUGCCUGACCUUCUGUACGUCCUCGCGCUCCGCUGACCGCGGUCACUGCGGCCUGGAGAGGGGCGGGGCUCAGAAGCGAGAGAAGGAGGAGCCUGAGAGCGGACGGGGCGGAGCCAUGUUUGUGGGCGUGAUAGAGCGCCGAAGCAGGGAGGAGGCGGAGCUCAAAGGGCGUGGUAGCGCCGAGGCCUAG
This is a messenger RNA of Rattus rattus (black rat), 970 nucleotides long. RefSeq names its product lipocalin 2 (gene Lcn2). Gene Ontology annotation, molecular function: small molecule binding. The coding region runs from base 140 to 970 and encodes 276 amino acids. The transcript has 6 exons. NCBI's taxonomy places the organism in Eukaryota, Metazoa, Chordata, Mammalia, Rodentia, Muridae. The record is from RefSeq and is a predicted model, not a curated record.